This is a messenger RNA of Rhea pennata, 3245 nucleotides long. RefSeq names its product glial fibrillary acidic protein (gene GFAP). NCBI's taxonomy places the organism in Eukaryota, Metazoa, Chordata, Aves, Rheiformes, Rheidae. Gene Ontology annotation, molecular function: structural constituent of cytoskeleton. Gene Ontology annotation, cellular component: cell projection; intermediate filament; cytoplasm. The transcript is spliced from 9 exons. Bases 1 to 1335 code for a protein of 444 amino acids. The record is from RefSeq and is a predicted model, not a curated record. Gene Ontology annotation, biological process: regulation of chaperone-mediated autophagy; intermediate filament organization.
AUGGAGAGCCAGCGGCUGUCCUCCUACGGGCGCCGCUUCGGCACCUCCGCCGCUGUCCCGGUGCCCCGCGCCAGCCCCGGGCGCUGGGGGCCACCCGCCGGUUCCUCGGCCCGGCUCGUGCCCUCCCGGACCAGGAGCGUCCACCUCGGCGUCCGCUCCAGCCCCCGCCUGGGGCUGGGCAAGAUGGACUUCUCGUUGGCUGAAGCGCUCAACUCGGAGUUCAGGGAGACGCGCACCAACGAAAAGGUGGAGAUGAUGGAGCUCAACGACCGCUUCGCCAGCUACAUCGAGAAGGUCCGGCUCCUGGAGCAGCAGAACAAGGUGCUGGUGGUGGAGCUCAACCAGGCGCGAGACCAGGAGCCCUCGCGCCUGGCCGACGUCUACCAGGAGGAGCUCCGUGACCUGCGGCACCACGUGGAGCAGCUCACCACCGCCAAGGCUCGCCUGGAGAUCGAGAGAGACAACCUCACUGAGGACCUUGGUGGCCUCCGGCAAAAGCUCCAGGACGAGGUGACCCUGCGGCUGGAGGCCGAGAGCACCCUGGCUGCCUACAGGCAGGACGUGGAUGCUGCCGCACUGGCUCGUCUGGACUUGGAGCGCAGGGUCAGCUCCCUGCAGGAGGAGAUCACCUUCCUGAGGAAGGUCCACGAUGAGGAGCUGCGCGAGCUGCAGGAGCAGCUGGCCCAGCACCAGGUGCACAUCGAGAUGGACGUGAGCAAGCCGGACCUGACGACGGCCCUGCGGGAGAUCCGCACGCAGUACGAGUCCAUGGCGGCCAGCAACAUGCAGGAGACCGAGGAGUGGUACAAGUCCAAGUUUGCGGACCUGACAGAUGCGGCGGCCCGGCACGCAGAGGCCCUGCGCCUGGCCAAGCAGGAGGCCAACGACUACCGGCGCCAGCUCCAGGCCCUCACGUGCGACCUGGAGGCUCUGAGAGGCUCGAAUGAGUCCUUGGAGAGGCAGCUGCGGGAGAUGGAGGACCGCUACGCCUUGGAGACGGCUGGCUACCAGGACACGGUCAUGCGGCUGGAGGAGGACAUCCGCAGCCUCAAGGAGGAGAUGGCACGGCACCUGCAGGAGUACCAAGACCUGCUCAACGUCAAGCUGGCCCUGGACAUUGAGAUUGCCACAUACCGCAAGCUGCUGGAGGGCGAGGAGAGCAGGAUCACCAUACCUGUGCAGACCUUCUCCAACUUGCAGAUCCGAGAGACUAGCCUGGACACCAAAUCUGUGUCAGAAGCUCACCUGAAGAGGAGCAUCGUGGUCAAAACUGUGGAGACCAGAGAUGGAGAGGUGAUCAAGGAGUCCAAGCAGGAGCACAAGGAGGUGGUGUAGGCUGGGGAAGACACCGGCGGACACUAGCAGCAGACGCACGCUUGUAGCUGUAGCUAUGUAGAUCCUGGUUGCUGUCCCAUGCCCAGCUGCUGUGAGGGAGCCCUGUGGCCAGGCAUGGGUCACUGCCUCGAUGGUCCAACUGGAGGAGCUGGUGGUCCUGACAUCUGGGCUGUGCUUUGGCUGGGACAUUUCUCCCUGGGGCACAGGGACCCCGCUGAUGCCUGUUCCCUGUGCAGGGGCUUGGCAAAACACCCCCGCUGACCACGCACUGUGCAGGGAGGAGCCGGGUGUUACAGGGCAGAGGCGAGCGGUGCUCAGGCAGAGCCAAGCUCUCCUCGCCCAGGAUGCUGCUGAGCUUCCAUGAUGCAGAGAGGUCAAGGUUUUGGAGGGGCUGUGCCAGCAUUUGCUUUGGAUAUCUGGCUUGGCCAAUGUCCGGGGAGGGAACCUGUCCUGUCUACAUCUCUGUGCACAAAGAGCAUCUCUCCCUGCAUCCUGCCUUGCUACCUGCCCUCUGCACUGCGAGGCCACCCUCAGGCUCCCCAGUGUGUCCAGAUCCUGAGCAUCAUGGAGGAGUUUGAGGGGACGAGGUACUGGCCGGCAAGGGACCUUUCCCCAUCAGUGAGCAUCAGGCUUAGCCAAGAACAGAAAGGGGAGGAUCGAACUGCGCAAGGAAAACAUGGUGCUGUUGGGAUGCUGCAAAGCAGUGAUGAAACUGGGAUAAAGAGGAGUGUCAGGAACUCUGGUUCCAGUGGCUGGAGUGAUGGUGGGCAUGGCCAUAUGGGGUACAGUGGGGUGGGUUGGCUGUAGUGGCAUUCCCUGGCAUGGAGCCACGUGAUUCCAAUGGGGUAUCCACCACCAAGUUGCCUCCAUCACCAUGAUGGGGAAAACAGUUUCCGGGGCUCAUGGCAAAGGGUCAUGCAAUGCCAUGUGCCUGGUCCCUCGCUUGGGAGGUUCCUACGCAGGUGAAAAUGAAGAGGAGAGGAGUGAAAGGCGGAGAGACGACGAGGAGGAGGAGAUCGAGGGUGUCCAGGGACCCAGGGGUGCUCUCAGGAGCAGGAGGUGCUUGGGAAGGAAGGCUGGAGCCAUUCUCAUUCUGCCUGUCCCACCUGGGCUUGCAGUACAAGUCCCACCACUGUUUUCCCACCGUGGUGAGAUGGGGACCUGGCUCUGCACGAGCUUUAAUCCCUGCCGUGCCUGGCUCCCCAUGCAGACAUGUAAAGGGGGCAUUGGGAAGAAAUCCCCUGUCCCCCUCUUCAUCCACCCUUGUUCCACUCAUCUGGACCAUCACAUACCACUAGUCCAGGCAGGGCUGCAGCCUGGCACAGGGCAGCUCCGUGGGGCACCAGGGCUCGCUGGCAAACCCUCCGGCCCCCACCUCAGAUUUAUCUGGCGACUGCAAACAAAACCUGCCCCGUUUUUCAGCUACGCUGCCCGAGCCACUUAACAUAGGAGCAACAACGCAGCGGUGCAUCCCUUACCCUGUAAGCCCGUAGUGAUGAGCACAUGGGAUGCCACUAGGGUGCCAUCCCUCUCGUCCCCUGGCUCUGGUGCUCAGCAUGCUUUGUAGACGCUAACUCCGGAAAGCUCAUCCCUGGAUGCAAAGGGUGUUGCUAGGGGAGACCUAGGUACUGCCCGGCAUCUGGGACUCAGCCCCACUCAAGGGUGCCCUGCAAAUGCCUUUUAGGUGGUACUCACUGCCAUGGGGUCCCUGCAAUGGCUGGUCCCAAGGUCAGGCUGAGGAUGGCUUGGGGUCAAGGGGUUCAUCUGGUCCUCCGCGUCCUGCAUCCUGGGAUGAUCCAGGCUGUGCUCAAGCAGCCUCCAGCUGGAGCGUUUGCAGUACACAUCGCUACUGAAGCAAUGUACUAAUGUCCGCAGCAGCAUGAGACGAGAAAUAAAGCUAAUGCAAAUGC